GUGGACUGACUGGAUUCAUGCUGCCCGAGUGUCUCCUCUCUGUUGGACUGGCAGAACAAUUAAUGCGGCCGGAGCAGAGCGCAUGAAGGAGGAGAAAAUGAAUGUGGAGGCUCUGAGCCGAACAGAGCUGCUGACCUUCCUCAGUAUUUUGGAGGGAGAGCUGGAGGCCCAGGAUGAGGUCAUACACACCCUCAGGGCUCAACACAGAGAUGCUUUCAUCCAAGAGCGCUACGGCCAGUACGACCUUAGCGAUCCAUUCCUGGCGCUGCAGCGGGACAACGAAUCCGCGGAGCGCCAAAGCCCACUCAACGAGCAUCAAACACACCUGCAGGGUCGGGCGGUGGGCCCGAACCCUCUGGCUGUCCUCAAACUCGUCAUGGCUCACUGCAAGAGGAUGCAGGACAGGAUGAUGGGACAACUGGCUGCUGCUGAGAGCAGUCACAGGAGGAUGAUAGCUGAUCUGGAGGAGGAGAAACGCCGGCACGCCCAGGACUCUGCUCAUAGUGAGGAUUUAACCGUCAUGCUGCAGACGGAAAGAGACCAACUGCUGCAACAGUUGGAAGGGGAGCGUGACAGUGUGCGGAGGUUGGAGAAGGAACAGGCACAGCUGUUGAGCAAGGUGGAGGAGUCACUGUCCCAGCAGCAGCAGCUCUCCUCCACUCUGACCUUGGAGCUCCAGAAAGCCAGCGGCCAGGCUCAGGAGGAGGCUCAGAAGGUCUCCCAACUUCAAACCUUGCUCCAAGAUGAGACCAGUGCUCUAGAGAAGAUCCAGGGGAUCCUCGAAGGUGAGAGGAGCAGGGCGGCCCAGCUAGAGGCCAGGUCUGAGGGGCAGCAGGCUGAGUUUGACUCCGAACUAGAGCGGAUGAAAGCCAGGGUCAGCAAAGAGGAGGAGAGGAGUAGGGAGUUGAUGAGACAGGUGGAGGAGCUGAGGAAGAAGUUGGCUGAGCCUGAAGAAGGUAAAGAGGGAGUGCAGGAGGAUGUGACAGAGGUGAAAGAGACGCUGUUCGAGGCGAUGGUGGUGUCCACCUCUGCUGAGACUGUACCGGAUGGAAAGGUAACUGUCACUCCUAAAUCCACCUCACUGUCAAAGGUCAAUGGCCAUCACAAUCAUAAAGAGACUGAACCAACUCAAGAGGGGAGUGGAGCAGACAAUGGAGGGGUGAUAGAGAAUGGAGGAGGCGCACCUUUGCAUUUCCCUCUUCACCCCCACCCUCACUCUCCCUCCAGCACAGCCUCCUCCUCUCUCUCCUGCUCCCCCAUUUCCUCCCCCAUCCUUGCCAAGCGCCUGGGCAGCCCAGGCCUGCAUCAGUCCUCCUACCAGGCCGGAGUCAACCAACGAUUCCAGGCGGCCAGGCACAAGUUCCAGAGCCAGGCUGAGCUGGAGCAGCAGCAGGGUGGCCCGCUUUCCCCCAGGGACCUCUCCCCCACCACCUCCUCCAUUCCUCCCCCACCAGAGCACAGCACAGCUAAGCAGCUGGCCCGCAACACUGUCACUCAGGUGCUGUCCCGCUUCACCAGCCAGCAAGCAGGAGUCAAGCUGGCCCCUCUCAGCAGCUCUCCGUUCGGUACAGACUACCGAAACCUAUCAGCGACCCCUCCUGGUGGGAGGUCACCUUCUGCAGGGCCCUUAUCUCCAGGCAUCCGCUCCCCCCUCACUCCUCGCUCAGAGAGGACCCAUCCUCCUCCGAUCCUUCCCAAGAAGCCAGGCAUGAGUCCAACUCCAGGCUCCCCCAGUCACUCUGCUCGGACCAGCCUCUUCCCCGAGCUGACCGGCACCUGUGGGCAUAGCAACAACGGCCAGGAGGGAGCCAAGGAAUCAGACCUUUUAUUUUCUAGCAGCUAACGGCCGGUUUACACAAACUCACUUCUAAACGAGUCAGAUCUUAAUCAACGUUUACUGUAAUUUUCAGCUUCACUGGCGCUCAAGCCCACCUCAUAGCACUCCUCAACAGAUGGACUGAUUCAAACCACAGACUGUAUACACCUCCUCCCAUCAUUUUAUUAGGAAGCUAAAAUAUUCCUAAAAUGGUGCCACCAUCUUGCACUUUUGAGGUAAUUUGGAGCCAGUAGAGAUUGUGGGGCGGAGCCAAAGUAUCGAGGUCCUGCUUGUAUAUGCGCUUGACCAACCGCAAAUCAGUCUCAGCUGUCAAUCACAAUGUUUCUUCCCAUUUUUAGAACAUAACAAAACAAAAACCAUGCGUAGGGUCAAAAUCUCGUACUUUGAACGUGUACUGGUUUGGUCCAUGUCCCAUCCACUAGGGGUGUAAAAUUCCGGGAAUAUUCAAAGUUGAAAAUUUGCCAUGGGAAUUAACGGGAAUUAACGAAAUGGUAAUUUAUACUAACUGUAUUUACCUUGUCAUAUACAGACAUAAAUAUAAACAUUUUGUUUUGUCAUAGGCUGAUUUGAGCCCUGAGGAAACUUUGGGAACUUGACUAUAUGCUUCUGCAUCUUUGUGUCAUUCUUAACAUAGGUCUUUGCACAGUAUUUGCAAAUGUACACAGCCUUUCCGUCUACAUUUGUUGGGGUGAAAUGUCUCCACACAUGAAACUUACCUGACUAGCCCUGC
Molecule: messenger RNA, 2567 nt
Organism: Platichthys flesus (European flounder)
Lineage: Eukaryota; Metazoa; Chordata; Actinopteri; Pleuronectiformes; Pleuronectidae
Product: CTTNBP2 N-terminal-like protein
Exons: 5
Coding region: 83-1843 (586 amino acids)
Source: RefSeq, a predicted model, not a curated record